UGAAGCUGGUGUUGUCUCCAGACGCUGUGCAGUGAUCCCAGAGAGACAGCAAACGGACUGAGGACCAGACAAGGAAAGCUUCUUCCCUCCUGAAGUUUCCUCCAGAGGAGAAAGAGUCUGGAAGACGAGCUGAAGAGCUCACAGUCCCGAAAGCUGGAGAACAAUCUGGGAAUUCUGCUUCACAAUGAGAGGAAGAGCAAACGUCCAGGGCUGAUUCUGCGAUGGACGGCUGUGAGGACAGACAGGAGGGAGUCCGUCCCUCUAAAAUAAGUCUCCAUGUGGAAGAUGAGAUACAGAGCAGAGCUCAGAGGUCUGACUCCUGGCCUCCGUCCAGCUGUGUGUCUCUGAAGAGUGACCAGUCCAAGUUUGAAACCAUUUUAUUCAGAGAAUCUCACCAACAUCCGGACGAUGGCUCUGACUCUGAGUUUCCAUCCAGCUGUGUGUCCCUGAAGAGUGACGGAUCCAGGGUGCAACCCAUUUCAUUUAAAUCAGGACCAGGACCUGCUGAUGAGGGCGUCAGCCAGCAGAGCUCCCAGGUUCUCCGUGGAGGCUCCGCCCCUCAGCAUCAAACACAUCUGGACUCCAUCUUUAUGCUGCUGGAGGACAACAUGGUGGCUUUCAUGAAGGAGGAGCUGAAGAAGAUGAAGAAGCUCCUGAGUCCAGAUUACCCAGCAUGCUCAGAGAGUGAGAGAGAGGAUGAGGAUGAAGAGCAGAGGAGCAGCAGAGAGUCAUUAGUGAGGAUGACUCUGGACUUCCUGAGGAGGAUGAAGCAGGAGGAGCUGGCUGAGCGUCUGUGGAGCAGAUCUUCUGCUGGAGUCUGCCAACAGAAGCUGAAAUGUGGCCUGAAGGAGAAGGUCCAGUCUGUUUUUGAAGGUGUCUCCAAAGCAGGAGAGUCCACCCUCCUGAACCAGAUCUACACAGAGCUCCACAUCACAGAGGGAGGGGCUGCAGAGGUCAACCAGGAACAUGAGGUCAGACAGAUUGAAGCAGCAUCCAGGACAGCAGACAGAGCAGAAACAAGCAUCAGACCAGGAGACAUCUUUAAAGCCUCACCUGGAAGAUCUCAACCAAUCAGAACAGUGCUGACAAAGGGAGUGGCUGGCAUUGGGAAAACAGUCCUGACUCAGAAGUUCACUCUGGACUGGGCUGAAGACAAAGCCAACCAGGACGUCCACUUCACAUUUCCAUUCACCUUCAGAGAGCUGAAUGUGCUGAAGGAGAAGAAGUUCAGCUUGGUGGGACUUGUUCAUCACUUCUUCACUGAAACCAAAGAAGCAGGACUCUGCAGCUUUGAAGACUUCCAGGUGGUCUUCAUCUUGGACGGUCUGGAUGAGUGUCGACUCCCUCUGGACUUCCAGCACACUGAGUUCCUGACUGAAGUUACAGAGUCCACCUCAGUGGAUGUUCUGCUGACAAACCUCAUCAGGGGGAAACUGCUUCCCUCUGCUCGCCUCUGGAUCACCACACGACCUGCAGCAGCCAAUCAGAUCCCUGCUGACUGUGUGGACAGGGUGACAGAGGUCCGAGGGUUCACUGACCCCCAGAAGGAGGAGUACUUCAGGAGGAGGUUCAGAGAGCAGGAGCAGGCCAGCAGGAUCAUCUCCCACAUCAAGACCUCCCGAAGCCUCCACAUCAUGUGCCACAUCCCGGUCUUCUGCUGGAUCACUGCUACAGUUCUGGAGAAGGUGUUGAAGAGCAGAGAGGGAGGAGAGCUGCCCAAGACCCUGACUCAGAUGUACAUCCACCACCUGGUGGUCCAGGCCAAAGUCAAGAAGGCCAAGUAUGAUGGAGGAGCUGCCACAGAUCCACACUGGAGUCCAGAGACCAAGAAAAUGAUGAAGUCUCUGGGAAAACUGGCUUUUGAGGAGCUGCAGAAAGGAAACCUGAUCUUCUAUGAACCCGACCUGACAGAGUGUGGCAUCGAUCUCACAGCAGCCUCAGUGUACUCAGGAAUGUUCACACAAAUCUUUAGAGAGGAGAGCGGCCUGUACCAGAACAAGGUGUUCUGCUUCAUCCAUCUGAGCCUUCAGGAGUUUCUGGCUGCUCUUCAUGUCCAUCAGACCUUCAUCAAGUCUGGAAUCAACCUGCUGGAUGAACAACAACAAACCCUCAUGUGCUCAAAAGGGUUGAAGAAGAAAGUUAAUCUCCACCAUCUCCAUCAGAGAGCAGUGGACGAGGCCUUGAAGAGUCCAAAUGGACACCUGGACUUGUUCCUCCGCUUCCUCCUGGGUCUCUCACUGCCAGCCAAUCAGAGUCUCCUUCGAGGUCUGCUGACACAGACAGGAAGUAGCUCACAGGCCAAUCAGGAAACAGUGAAGUACAUCAAGAAGAAGCUGAGUGAGAGUCUGUCUGCAGAGAGAAGCAUCAAUCUGUUCCACUGUCUGAAUGAACUGAAUGACGGUUCUCUGGUGGAGGAGAUCCAACAGUCCCUGAGAUCAGGACGUCUCUCCACAGAUAGACUGUCUCCUGCUCAGUGGUCAGCUCUGGUCUUCAUCUUACUGUCAUCAGAGGAAGAUCUGAAGGAGUUUGACCUGAAGAAAUACUCUGCUUCAGAGGAGGCUCUUCUGAAGCUGCUGCCAGUGGUCAAAGCCUCCAACAAAGCUCUGCUGAGCAGCUGUGGUCUGUCAGAGAGAAGCUGUGGAGCUCUGUCCUCAGUUCUCAGCUCUCAGUCCUCCAGUCUGACACAUCUGGACCUGAGUAACAAUGACCUGCAGGAUUCAGGAGUGAAGCUACUGUCUUCUGGACUGGAGAGUCCUCACUGUAAACUGGAAGCUCUCAGUCUGUCAGGGUGUCUGGUCUCAGAGGAAGGCUGUGCUUCUCUGGUCUCAGCUGUGAGCUCCAAGUCCUCCCAUCUGAGUGAGCUGGACCUGAGCUACAACCAUCCAGGAGCCUCAGGAGUGAAGAAGCUGUUUGCUGCAGUGGAGGAUCCACAGUGCAGUCUGGAGACUCUCAGGGUGGAUCAUGGUGGAGAGCACAGGUUAAAACCUGGUCUGCGGAAGUAUUUCUCUCAACUUGAACUGGACACAAACUCAAUGCACAGAAAACUCAAACUGUCCAACAACGACAGGACGGUGACACGUGUGGAGGAAGAGCAGCCGUAUCCUGAUCAUCCAGAAAGAUUUGAAGGCUGGUGUCAGCUGCUGUGUAGAAAUGUUCUGAGUGGUCGAUGUUACUGGGAGGUCGAGUGGAGCAGAAAGGUUGAGAUAUCAGUGAGCUCCAGAGGAAUCAGUAGGAGAGGAGACAAUACUGAGUGUUUGUUUGGUCUGAAUCACCAGUCCUGGUGUCUGAGCUGCUCUGAUGGAGGUUACUACGCCAAGCACAACAACACAGUAACAGCCAUCUCCCCCUCCUUCUCCUUGACGUCCUCCUUCUCCUCUGGUAGAGUAGCAGUGUAUGUGGACUGUCCUGCUGGCUCUCUGUCCUUCUUCAGAGUCUCCUCUGACUCUCCGAUCCACCUCUACACCUUCAACACCACAUUCUCUCAACCUCUGUCUGCUGGAUUUAGACUCUGGUCCUCCGGUUCUUCAGCGAGUCUGUGUCCUCUGUAGGAAGGACGUCUCUGUCUCUGACAGCACGUGUGUGUGUGUGUGUGUGUGUGUGUGUGUGUGUGUGUGUGUGUGUGUGUGUGUGUGUGUGUGUGUGUGUGUGUGUGUGUGAGAUGCUCUGCUAACUAAGGCUCCCAGUACUCAGGCUGGACAGACGCAGUGCAGGUGGAGGUGAAGCUGCAGAGAGAACAGCGGCAGUGUGGGGAACAGUUCUUUAUUCCUCCUGGAAGUGGAAAUGAGUUCAGUCAACAAAUGGCCCGUCUCUCCCCCUCACCUCCAUGCUCUCCUGACUCUUGAUUUAUCUUCUCUGGAUCAGAGUCAAUGGAGUGAACAAAGGGAGGGAGCGCCGGUGAAUGAAGAUGGGGUUAGUUGAAUGGUGGUGCAUUCAAGUCCUGUGGGAAAACACAGGCAAUCAGCUGAGAUAAUAACAUCUGAACCAUUUGACACCAGAUCAUUCACACCAGUUUCCUUCUCACUGGUUUGGUUCCUUUGGCUCCUGGUCACGCCUGAUGUGGGAUUCUGUUGUGUGUUUUGUUGUUGGUUUGUGUUGUGUUGCUGAGAUUCUUCAUGUCCCAGUCUCUCCUCUGUCCACGAUGCUUAUAUCAACGUUUUUGUUUUGGGAUUUUUCAGACGUCAUUGAUGAUGUGUCAGCUGGCUGAUGGCUCCAACUCAGCUUUCCCCCAGUGCUCCUCAGUGUUUUCAGAAUGGCUAAUCCCAUAUUUCAUCGAUCACAAUAGACAGAUAGAUAGACCAGUCCUCAUCUCCCACUGUGCUCCUGUCACAUCAACACCCUGCUGCAGGAAGCUCCACAGCAUCUCUUCCAUCUCAGACGUCUGAAGGUUUUCAAGCUCCCUCUCAAGGCGCUCAGGAUCCUUUACUGCUGCACCGCUGAUGGUGUUUUGUCUGGGGUCUAUCCACCCGGAGGAGCAGCAGCACCCAGCAGGACUUCUCGGUCCUGGUCUUUGGUGGAGCUGCAGGACGUUCAGAACAAACAGGAAGAACAGCUACAGACUUCAAUCUGCUGCCUGAAGGGAAACAGAGGAUGAGGAGGAGAUACUUCAUCAGGCCGUCCACCUGCUGAAUAUCAAACUAAAAAGAUAAUCUGUCUGAUUUCAUCUUGUACAUAAGCUCUUUCUUGCACUAUUUAACACUUUAUUUGAUUCACUCAUUUUAGCCAUUUUUCACUGACUUUUCCUACUUUAACUACUUUCUACUUUGUGAUCUAAAGCACUUAAAGCUUUAGAAAACAGAAAACCUCGUGGACCUGACUUGAUGGAACCUUGUCAGGUGAUGCUGUUGCCUGGUUCACAAACUAUCUGGAUGGCUGGACUCAGUGCAUUAAGUAUGAUGGCCUCUGCCCUGACUACAAGCAUGUCAGCAAGGGGGUGCCACAGGGGUCAAUAUUGGGACCCCUGUUGUUCAUUAUGUACAUCAACGAUCUGGGAUAAAAUGUGCCUGAUGCCAAUAUUCAUCUAUACGCUGAAGACACUAUUAUAUAUUGUUGUGGUUCAACAGCUGCCAAAGCGAUUGGGUCCCAGCAGAAAGCUUUUGAUGUGGUACAACACACACUUUUGUCACUGAAACUCAUCUUAAAUGCUGACAAGACUAAGUUAAUGUUGUUCUCAAAAGCUGAAAAGAUGGAGGCCUCUUGUACUAGUAUCCACUCUUGAAGGAAAUGUUAUAGCGGUGGUUCACAUGUACAAAUAUCUUGGUAUCUGGUUUGAUGACACUCUCACCUUUAAACCCCACAUAGAUAAUAUGGCAAACAAACUCAAAUUGAAAUUGUUUUUUUUCCUUUAGAAAAAAGGUUCUGCUUCUCCUUUAACAUGAAAAAAAGGCUUGUCACUGAAACUUUUUUUUUUUAUCAGUUUUAGAUUAUGGAGGUUUGUUUUAUAUGGAUGCCACUGUUCAAUGUCUUCGCAAGAUAGACAGUCUUUAUCAUGCUUCUCUAAGAUUCACAACGAACUGUAAAGCCCAGACCAUCACUGUGACUAGUAUUCUUGAGUGUAAUGGCCUUCCUUGUCCACUACGAGACUAGAACACUGGUAUAUCUUCAUUUACAAGGCCAUGCUCCGUCUUUUGUCCUCAUACAUCUGCGACUUAAUCACUCAGAGAAGCGUUGACUCUCAUUGUCUCUGCUCAAAUGAUUAUUUGUUGCUCUCUGUUCCAUUUGCCCUUACAGAAUUCAGAAAAAGAGCCUUUGCGUAUUCAGCUCCCGACACUUGGAACAAGUUGCAAAAGGACUAAAAAUUGAGUGAACUUGUUCCCUUGAGCUCUUUUAAAACAAGAUUGAGAGCACUUGAGACAGCAUCUAUUAAGUCUCAUUGUUUUUCUUAAUUUCAAUUGUAAUUUAUUGUACUGUGUAUCGGAAUUUAUAACUCUGUAACCCCAGGACUCCCUUGAAAAAGAGGUUUUAAAUCUCAACGGGACUUUCCUGGCUAAAUAAAGGUUAAACAAACAGACAAACAUUUAACCGUUUUAAAUAUUUUAGCCAUUUUAGCGAUUUAUAGCCGCUACAGUCGCUCAUCUUGCUGAUUGUGACGAGGUUCCUUCUGGGAAAAAUCUCUAAAAUAAGGCUUGGCUGAAGGCUAACUGUUUCAAGGUGUUUACUGCUUCAAAAAUACCAGUGACAAGGUUGGAAAACGAAACGACAAAAGUAUUUACAAGUUUUCAGAAGGCUCUGGAACUCUUCCAUCGCUCCUUCACAGCCAACAGCAAAACGUUUACGGUCAGAAAAACACUCAGGACCUGCAGCUGUUCUUCCAACUCGGUGUCUGUAGCGUAAAUGUAUGAGAGCCGAUGUGUCGGAGGAGGACUGCCAGGUGUGAACCCUCGACUGAACCACAGAACCGCUCCAGAGGAAUCGUGGUGGUGGGGGUCUGAGGGUUUGAGAGGGGCGUAGAGAACCAGGAAGUAGAGAAAGGUUUGGUGUGUAGUGUGUGUGUGUGUGUGUGCACUGUCCACACUCAGUGACGGGGCCGCUCUGUCACACUUAUUUUAUGUAUUUCAUCUACAAAUGAAUACGUAGAAAAUCAGCAAGAUGAGUGACUGAAGCGGCUAUAAAGAGCUAAAAUGGCGAAAAUAUUAAAUAUGGUCAAAGGAGGAAAGAUCAGUGAAAUAUGGGCUGUAAAUGCACAAAAAUGCAAUGUAAUAUAUUGAAAGUGUAGUUAUGACACUUUAUGAAUGUCAGUUUUUAGUCUGGAAAGUUUUUUUUUUCUUGGGGGGGGUCUGUUCUUCAU
Salarias fasciatus (jewelled blenny) is the source of this 6784-nucleotide messenger RNA. RefSeq names its product NLR family CARD domain-containing protein 3-like. The transcript has 12 exons. The record is from RefSeq and is a predicted model, not a curated record. Gene Ontology annotation, molecular function: protein binding. NCBI's taxonomy places the organism in Eukaryota, Metazoa, Chordata, Actinopteri, Blenniiformes, Blenniidae. Bases 222 to 3548 code for a protein of 1108 amino acids.